This is a messenger RNA of Echinococcus granulosus, 1557 nucleotides long. RefSeq lists its product as hypothetical. The transcript has 13 exons. The coding region runs from base 1 to 1557 and encodes 518 amino acids. NCBI's taxonomy places the organism in Eukaryota, Metazoa, Platyhelminthes, Cestoda, Cyclophyllidea, Taeniidae. The record is from RefSeq and is a predicted model, not a curated record.
AUGUGUCCAAUCAGUAGGGAGCUGUUCUUCGACUGCGUGCCCCGUAUCAGCAUUUGCAAGGGUCCUUUGAAAAGGCUUGUCGACAACAUGAUUCUUGUAAGAGGAGAUCCCCACUAUGUGCGUAAUAACUUAACUUAUCGUCCUGUUAUGAUUGAAAAGAGGACUGAAUAUAAGAAGUUAGUAGAAAUUGAAGGCUCCUUUGUAUCCCCCAUGGAGGAUCUUAUUCCCGAUGCAAUGUGUACAAAAAACCGUAUUUCAAGGUUUCAAAUGAUAACCCCUAAAACAUGGAAGUCGAAGCAUCGUCCGGUUUGUCUUCAUUAUCCUGGGACCGGUGAUCACUCCUAUCAUAGACGUCGCGUCUUUUUAGCAAACCAAUUAAUUGAUGAUGGCAUUGCAUCGGUCAUUAUUAUGAAUCCCUUUUAUGGAGCAAGGUUGCCGGUGGACCAAAAAGGGUCUGGCCUGAACUACUUAUCCGACCUUUUCGUGAUGGGAGGAGCAUUAAUUUUAGAAUGUCACACAAUUCUCCGAUGGUGUCAAAACCAAGGCUACGGGCCCUUUGCGUUGCACGGCGUUUCAAUGGGCGGCUAUAUGGCGACCAUAUGCGCAACAACAGUUCCUUUUCCUGUCUCUCUCAUUCCAUGCCUUUCUUGGACUUCCGCCUCAGUUGUGUUCAUUGAGGGAGUUCUAAGUCACUCAGUGGAUUGGCAAACUCUAACCAAACAAUACCUUCAAGAUUCGGUCUACUCCAAGGUCGUACGACCCAAAAUUCAACCCUCCAUUCAACCCGCCUUUAUUACAAAGACUCAAAGGCCAGCAAAUUCGUUGCUUUCUGCUACUUCCAAAACUAAGGAGGCUCGGAGUCCCUCCACGGAUCUGCUCGUUCCCCCUCCUCCUCCUCCAUCUCCCCCUCCCUCAGGUCAAAAGACACCGGAUUACAUUUUUGAUGUCCUCACCUUUUACCACAAAAGAAGUGCUGCUCCGAAAACAGUGAGCCUACGGAUAAAUCACUCAAGGGCGCGUGAUGCCCAGAUAGCCCUGCUAUUGACAGCGAUGAAGAAUCUUGUCUCGCGACCCCUAUCGGAUGUUUCCAAAGUCCUGGAUUACAUGAAAUCUCACAAUCGACUGCAUUUGUACUUUGACAACCACAUCUGGGACAGUGCCGUGUCUGCUGUCCGGGCUGUUCCUAUUCCCUCAGUCUUUCCUGAAAAAGUCAAGGUGGAUCCUGAAGUGCGAGAAUUCUUACGCGAGUUGUUGGACUUCUUCACUCAUUUGGGCAACUUUCCUCCUGUGGCGGAUGCACGACUCAUCACCUCGGUGACGGCGGGUAGGGAUGCCUACGUACCGCGUGAUGGCGUGGUGCCUUUUGAUGUCGUCUUUCCUGCCGCCGACAUACGUUAUCUCCCUCAAUCUGGACAUGUCAGCACCUAUGUGCGUAACUAUCUUUGGAAUCAAGAUUUUCGAAAGGCUGUAUGCGACACCAUGAAUCGACAAAUGCUGUUACAUUACGGCCUGGAAGCCCCCGUCUUCGGGAAGGUGUCCAAAUCUGCACUUCCUUGA